AUGCCCGCCACCGAGCCCUGGAGCCUCAGCCCGGAGACGGCGUCCUGGGACUACUCGGGGUCCGGGUCCGGGGCCGGGGCCCUGGAGGAGGAGCUGGAGCUGUGCGCGUUCUGGGAGCUGCCCUGCGCCCGCGCCGUCGUCCCCACGCUCUACCUGGCGGCCUUUGCCGUCGGCCUGCUAGGCAACGGCCUGGUGCUGCGGCUGCUGGCCUGGCGGCGGGCCCCGCGGCGCCUGGCGGACACCUUCGUGCUGCACCUGGCGGCCGCCGACCUGGGCCUGGUGCUGACGCUGCCGCUGUGGGCCGUGGCGGCGGCGCAGGACGGCCACUGGCCCUUCGGCCGUGCGCUCUGCAAGCUGAGCGGCUUCGCGCUGGCCGCCUCGCGCUGCGCGGGCGCGCUGCUGCUGGCCGGCCUGGCCGCCGACCGCUACCUGGCUGUGGCCCGGCCGCGCGGCGCGCACCCGCGGCGCUCCCCGCGGUGCGCGCGCGCCCUGUGCCGGGGCGCCUGGGUGGCAGCGCUGCUGGUCGGCCUGCCCGCCCUGGUCUCCCGCGACCUGCAGCCGCUGCCCGAAGGCCCGGGCAGCCAGUGUGGGGAGAAGCCCUCGGACGCCUUCCAGGCCCUCGGGCUGCUGCUGCUGCUGCUGACCUGCGCGCUGCCCCUGGGCGCCACCUUCUUCUGCUACUGCCGCCUGGCGCGCCGCCUGCGCCGGCCGCUGGGCCUGGGCCGCGUCCCCGCCGCCCCCCUGCGCAUCAUCUGCGCCGUCGAGGGCGCCUUCGUGGGCUCCUGGCUGCCCUUCGGCAUCCUGCGCGCCGUCCUCCACCUGGCGCGCCUCGGGGCCGUGCCCCUGCCCUGCCGCCUGCUGCAGGCGCUGCGCUGGGGCCUCACCGUCGCCACUUGCCUGGCCUUUGGCCACAGCUGCGCCAACCCGCUCAUCUACCUGCUGCUGGACCGCUCGUUCCGCGUCCGGGCCUGGCGCCUGGCGCUCGGGCUCAGCUCCGCGUCCUCGCGCUCCGCGGACCCCAGCGCCGAGGCCCGGGGCCCGGCCGAAAGCGGGGGACGCGCGUGA
Molecule: messenger RNA, 1065 nt
Organism: Pteronotus mesoamericanus
Lineage: Eukaryota; Metazoa; Chordata; Mammalia; Chiroptera; Mormoopidae
Gene: GPR25
Product: G protein-coupled receptor 25
Exons: 1
Coding region: 1-1065 (354 amino acids)
Biological process (GO): G protein-coupled receptor signaling pathway; calcium-mediated signaling; immune response
Cellular component (GO): external side of plasma membrane; membrane
Molecular function (GO): C-C chemokine receptor activity; C-C chemokine binding
Source: RefSeq, a predicted model, not a curated record